CAGUUGCAAGAAUAAGGUGAGGAGGUAGCGUUUGGAUUUGGGGGCUUGGUUCAACUCGCUCGGUUGCUAACGGAACCUGCCAGUCUCUGCAGCGCUCCGACUGUCUACUUUCCCGCAUCAGCACCGCUGUGCUUGGAUUGCGUCUUCUCCCUUCUGCCUGUAUCUGCGCUCUUUGCCUCCCAUAUUUGAUAAGAUAUAAGAAAACAGCAGGCGAAGAAAGGAAAAAAAUACUUUUUAAAGUGUGUCGAUCCAUCUGCUUGAGAACUGCACUGUUUCCCACUGGUAAACAUGGUUAAACUGGGGAGUAAUCUACAAGACAAAGACGCUAAACCGGUCAGUGUGGAGGAUGGCUUCCAAAAUGUGCCUCUCAUCACUCCCCUGGACGUCGGUAACCUCCAGUAUGGAGCCCCCGACAAGGUGGUGGUGAAGACACGGACCGAGUACCAAACUGACCAGAAGAAGACCAAGCUAAAGGUGCCAAAGGUCGAGGAGUUCACCAUCAGCUUCACUGAUGGUGUGUCAGAGAGAGUCAAGGUGACUAUCCUGAUCGUCCUGGCCUUGGCAUUCCUGGCCUGCAUAGUGUUCCUGGUUGCUUACAAGGCCUUCACCUAUGACCACAGCUGCCCAGACGGAUUCAUAUACAAGCAUAAGCGGUGUAUCCCAGCAUCCCUGGAGGCGUACUACACGGCCCAGGAUGCCAACUCCCGAGGACGGUUCUACACGGUGAUCAGCCACUACAGCAUGGCCAAGCAGACCACGUCGCGCUCCGUCUCCCCCUGGCUCCCCGGCGCCGCUCCGCACGACGCCAAGCCGCCCAACACGGACGGGCACUGAAGCCCCGCCCCCGGCCGCGCCUCGUCCGCCCGUCCUACAUGCCGAGCUUUCAAAACAGGGAGUGUCACGUCCCGGUGUCUCGCCGGGCUCGGAGUGCUUUCGUGUCCGUCCGCCUGCCCCCCCACCCCCCCAACCUCCCAUUUCACCCUCCUAAGAAUCUCCCCCCUCUGUUCCGGGCGUCUCCCGCCUCUUUUUGCCUCUCAUCUCUCUGCUCGUUCAUUAUUUAUCAUGACUAUUUAUUUUUUAUCUUGUUAUUGCUGUUUUGUAUUUGAUAUCAAACGACUGUUGUGUAAAGGCGCGAGUCACCACGUUGAAAUCCACUCGGAGUGUCUGAUUCUGUAAACGGCUAGCAAGUGUUAUUUUUUUCAAAUGUACAAGUCUGUUAUUAGCCUGUCUGCAUCAUCAUGACUGUGUGUAAUGGAAAGUGUGUUAGCAUUAAACACCAGGAGCAUGUCUGGGAUUCAAGACCAGGCAUUUCCAUGUCACUGUGCAUACUCAUACUGUAAUCCAUUGUUAUAGAAAAGGCUUUCCCAGGAGAAUCUAUUUGUACAUCUAGCUACGGAAGGUAAACAUGAACAAUAUUCAUUAAAUGUCCUGAAUUUUCUGAGCAAAGCUAGCUAAGUAUUCUCUAUCAUUAUGGUUUGAUGACUGAAAACUCCCCAAGUUGUACAAUGCCCAGUGCGUUCAUGCUAGUUUAUGUGUGUGCAUUGUUGUAGCUAAGUUUCAUGAUAUAUUUCAAAAUGAAUUCUUGGGGAAAAGAACUUUUAUUACCACUUACAUUUUGCUUUUGCAGACGGUUCAGCAGCUGUACACUCAACAUGAAUAUGUGGGCAUACCUAGGAAUAGAUACCAAGGACAUGGAGAUGGUGGGGAAUAUUCUAUAUCAUCGUCUUUGCCAAAACUCUGGUUUCCGCAAUGUUUAGAUACAUUUUUAGAUGAGCUUCUCUGUAGCCUUUUGUUCUGUUUUUUUUUUUAUGUUGUCAAAACAGUUGUGAUGGUGGUAGUUGAUAUGUAGCAAAGCCUGUGGUAGAUUCUCAGUGUGCAUUCUAUAGGUUUAAAAUGAAAAUAAAGCAAGCUGUGACCUGUACAGAAA
Esox lucius (northern pike) is the source of this 1927-nucleotide messenger RNA. RefSeq names its product neuronal vesicle trafficking associated 2 (gene nsg2). NCBI's taxonomy places the organism in Eukaryota, Metazoa, Chordata, Actinopteri, Esociformes, Esocidae. Gene Ontology annotation, cellular component: membrane; endosome. The transcript is spliced from 5 exons. Bases 289 to 834 code for a protein of 181 amino acids. The record is from RefSeq and is a predicted model, not a curated record. Gene Ontology annotation, molecular function: clathrin light chain binding. Gene Ontology annotation, biological process: G protein-coupled dopamine receptor signaling pathway; endosomal transport; clathrin coat assembly.